This is a messenger RNA of Magnolia sinica, 504 nucleotides long. RefSeq lists its product as uncharacterized. Lineage: Eukaryota; Viridiplantae; Streptophyta; Magnoliopsida; Magnoliales; Magnoliaceae. Bases 1 to 504 code for a protein of 167 amino acids. The record is from RefSeq and is a predicted model, not a curated record. The transcript has 2 exons.
AUGCAUUGGCGCGCCGCCGGCCGGGCGGUGGCGCUGCGCCCCGCUGUGCUGUCUGGCAAAUAUUACUUAGUAGAUGCUGGUUUUGCAAAUGCGCCGGGCUUUUUAGCACCAUUCCGUGGUGUUCGGUAUCAUCUAAAAGAAUUUAGGCAAGGUUGUCACCCUAAGACAAAAGAAGAGUUGUUUAAUUUUCGUCAUUCCUCAUUGCGGAAUACUAUAGAACGCGCUUUUGGAGUAUUGAAGGCACGAUUUCCCAUAUUGAAGAUUACUUCAGGCUAUCCUUUAAAUACACAAGUCAAUAUAGUCACUGCAUGUUGUAUCCUACAUAAUCAUAUUAUCAAUGAAAAACGUGAUCAAGAGCUUGAUUUUGAAAAUAACAAUGAUAUUGGUGAUGGUGAAGAUGAAAGUGAGAUGCAUGAAGAUGAAGGUAAUGAGAGUAGUGAAGAGGAGAAUGAAUGCGACUUCCGAAAUGAAUCUGCGACUGCUAGGAGGGAAAAUCAAAGAUAG